GAGCAAAGGUUAUUCUACAAACCAGAAAAGCCUCAAGAAACAACGCAUCAACUAGCGAAUGGACCGUCUGGAGAGAUUUCAUCAUCGCCAGUAAGACUACUGGAUGUGAAUAAAGAUGGAAUGGUUGAUGUCAUAUUUGGCUUUUCAGUUGGAAAAUCUACUGAUCCACCAGGAGUAAGAGCACACUUGUGUAAAAAUCUCAAUAUUUCAUCAGCUGGGUGUGGUGGUGGUGUUAUAGCCUUGAGUGGUUGGAGAGGUGAGGUGUUAUGGAGACUAGACACCAAUCAGACAAACAUUAAUAGCUUAGUCUGCAAUCAGCUGGAUGUCAACAAUGAUGGUCAAUUGGAUUGUCUAGCAGCAGGAGAUCAUGGUUUGCUCUUAGCCAUCAACACAAAAAAUGGUGACCUUCUAUGGGAGUCUGAUCCAUCAGUUACUGUAACAUACUGGUCAUAUUCUCAGCCCCAGACCUUGCCGAAUGAUCUCAAUCAUGAUGGUAUCCUAGAUCUUGUAAUCUCACAUGGUGUAACAGACAAAACACAGAGUGGUGUUGGAGUUGGAAGGCUUUUAUUGUUGUCAGGGAAGACUGGUCAAUCACUUGGUACAUUUCUAGAGAUGCCAGAUGGACAUACAUCAGUUAGCCCACCAGUAGUUUUUCAAGCUGUUGAUGAUAGCAAUCCAUUCAUUGUAUUUGGAACAGAUGCAGGAUCAGGAACCCCAUACACUACACCAGGUUCCAUGUGGGUUAUAAGUCUGGAGAUGAUGGUCUGUUACCUCACUGAAAGCAACUGUGUUACAAGAACAGAGGAGCAACAGUAUGGAGUAUCAACCAUUGAUGACCAUGUGAUUGAAAUUAUAAGAGGGACAGAUGAUGGUUUUAGUCUGCCUGCCGUAGUAACUGAUCUGACCAUGGAUGGGAUCAAUGACCUCAUUGUAAUAUCUGAUAAUACAUGGGUUACUGCUAUUAAUGGAUCUAGUUUUAAACCAUUAUGGAGUGUACAACUUGAUGUUAACUCUGGUUACAGACCUACCAGUGUUCCUGCACCUGGUCACUUCAAUGCUGAUGAAGUACCUGAUAUAAUGAUACACUUAGAGUCACCUACCCUUAUAAAUAAGAUUGUGAUACUUGAUGGAUUAACUGGUCGUGAUCUGUGGUACACUACGACAACAUCCAGCUUUGAGAACAAGCCUGCAUUCACCAAUCCAUCACCUCUUAGUCUAAAAGCUCAUAGACAGAAAGAUGCAUUCUUAUAUUGGAUACAGAAUUUCCCUAAUAUAGAUACUGGAACAACUACAAAGAGAAACCUAGAAGGAUGCUCAGAACUCAUCUCUGGAUACCCGACUUUCAACAUGGUGAUGAUGGAUAGAGAUUUGGCCAUGGAUCCACCCAGCCUCCUCUCAUUAAGACCAUACAAACCAAUAAUCAGUACAACAAGUGUGCCACCAUCUAGUGACAUGACAAGUCAGGCAAUUAGCAUUGGAGUUUCAUCAUCUCCUGAGUCAAUUGAUGUUACACCAGUAUAUCUGACAUCAACUCUGACAUCAACUCAACGGAUUAUCAAAUCUACAUCUCAAGAUUGUUAUAUGAUGGAACCAGUUCUCACAAAUACUGGUGUGAUAGAUGAUUUAGACGAUGAUGGUUCACUUGAAGUCAUUGUUGCUAUCAACACUAUGCCGACGUACCUGGGAUCAUCUAGUAAUUCUACGACAUUGCCACUCGCCUUCCUUACCAUCCGACAAAUGAGUCUAGAACAAGCCGUAAACCAGAAUCAAAGGAUCAAAUUAGUCCAAAGUGACUCCUUUCUGAGUCCCAGUGUUGAAAAUUCAACUGUCACCGGGAACAUCUUCGAUCAUUUUGACUUCUUGGAAACAAAGUUUCAGACUUGGUUAGGGUAUUUGGGUACUAAUGCCAAUGGGAGGUAUACUUAAUUACAUCAUAUCAAUUCAUUUUUAUUGUAUCAAGACAUCUUCAUAAAGUACUCUUCUCCAUAUUACAGAAUUUUAAUGAUUCACCCUCAAAAAAAUGGUUUUGAUAAAAGCAG
Lytechinus pictus (painted urchin) is the source of this 2039-nucleotide messenger RNA. Its product is annotated as protein FAM234B-like. The transcript has 12 exons. The record is from RefSeq and is a predicted model, not a curated record. NCBI's taxonomy places the organism in Eukaryota, Metazoa, Echinodermata, Echinoidea, Temnopleuroida, Toxopneustidae. Bases 121 to 1926 code for a protein of 601 amino acids. Gene Ontology annotation, molecular function: protein binding.